Messenger RNA from Suncus etruscus (white-toothed pygmy shrew), 4896 nucleotides. RefSeq names its product ring finger protein 17 (gene RNF17). The transcript is spliced from 35 exons. The record is from RefSeq and is a predicted model, not a curated record. NCBI's taxonomy places the organism in Eukaryota, Metazoa, Chordata, Mammalia, Eulipotyphla, Soricidae. Bases 1 to 4896 code for a protein of 1631 amino acids.
AUGGCCGCUCGAAAGUCAGCGGCGUCGCAGUUCGCUCUGGCUUCCUGCCGGCAGAUGCGGCGGCAGAGUCGGCCCUGGGGGACGGUUGAGCUUCAGUGCACUCGGUGUGGAAGAAAGUUGGCCGGCGCUUCAGGUAAUCACCACAAACUUCAGUGUGGACAUAUAUUUUGUGAAAUGUGUUUAUUAAUAACUGAAGAAUGCAGCACAAUUAUGUGCCCUGAAUGUGCGGUUGCUACAACUAUAAAUAUGAGGCAAAGCUACUACACAGUUGAUGGAUAUAAUCAAGAAGAUUCUCUUAUGGAAAAAUCGCAACCUAAGAAAAUAAAGAAUUAUUCUUGGGACUUUAAAAAGACUGCUGAUCAGCUAACCGGUGGUUUAGAACAUUCAGUCUCCACACGCAGGAAUAAAUUGAAUCUAUCAACUGUAAUGGUGGAAACCAAAGCUACAGAAGAAAUAGAUGAAGCAUUGAAAAUAGCAGGAAAUAAUAUCGAACAAUUAAGUACAGCUAUAAAAAUGCUUGAACACAUACACAGUAAAGCAAAAGAAGAGACAGCCAAUAUUAUAGAGGUUAUGGAGAAACAGUUUGAUCAGCUUUUUACUUCUCUUGAUUCCAGGAAAAAGAACCUGUGUGAAGAGGUAGUAAGAAAAACAGAUGAUUACUUAUCAAAUGUAGUGAUGGCCAAAAGCUACAUUGAAGAGAAAAAACAUGACUUGGAUGCAGCUAUGAAGAUAGCAAAUGAAUUAAAAUUGGCACCUUCUCUACAGACAUAUUGUGACCUAAAACAGAUUAUCCAAACUUUGAAGUUAACAUUUGAGAGUGAAUUGUCACAAGUUUCCUCUCUAAAGCAACGAAGCUCUCCCAGGUUUAAUAUGAAUUGCAAUGAGAUGAUCUGUAUACUCAACAGUAUAGGAAAGAUUGAAUUUGAGGAUUCAACGAAAUAUGAUCCCCAAGAAAAGAAAACUAGACAGAAGGCUCAAAAAAAAAAUAACAGUAAAAAGGAAUUUUCUUCUCAGGAUACAUACCCAUCACUACAGAAGAAAAAGUUUGACCUGUCAGUCCUAACUGACAAAACAGCAUCAUCUCCUUUGCAAAGGGAAAGUAAUAAUGUGCUUUUAGAUGUAAAAAUAUUACAGCCAUCUAAAGAAGUGGUUUCAGCUACAUCCCCUAAAAUUGUUGGUGUUCUUCCUCAAAUGGGCUCCAGUCCUGAUGUGAUAAUUGAGGAAAUUAUUGAAGAAAACGUGGAAAGUUCUCCUGAGCUAGUUUUUGUAAGCCAUGUGAUACAUCCUUGCCACUUCUAUGUUCGGAAGUAUUCACAAAUAAAUGAUGUUACAAUACUGGAAAAGAAGGUGAAUCAUUUUUGUUGUAAAAGUCUACACCUUGAUCCUUCAGACACUUUGGAGCUAGGUACAAGAAUAUUUGUGAAAAGUAUUGAAAAUAGAAAAUGGUGUCGAGGAAUUAUUACUAAAUUAAUUCCAAAAGAAAGUGAAGAUACUAGAAAACCUGGUGGUCCAACCAAAUUCUCAGUCUGUGAAAUUGCACUAAUACAAAUAUUCAUGGUAGAUAUUGGAAAUUCUGAAGUCCUAAUUGUUUCAAGAGUUGGUGAUACCCAUGUGAAAUCAGAACACAUUGCUGAGAAUCAUAUAGUAUUAAAUGACUUAUGUCUAAUUCUAAGGAAGUCUGAUCCAUAUAUCGAAAGUUUAUUGAAAGACAUCCCGCCAUUAGCACAGCAAUGCUCGCUGAAAGACAUUGUUCCACAGAAUUCAGAUGAAGGCUGGGGAGAAGAAGCAAGAGUAGAAUUUUUGAAAAUGGUAAAUAAUAAGACUGUUUUAAUGAAAAGUUUUAGGGAAGAAGAUGGUGUUCUUAUUGUAGACCUGCAGAAACCACCAACAAACAAAAUAAGCAGUGAUAUGCCAGUGUCUCUUACUGAUGCAUUAGUUUUUCUGGAACUAGCUCGGUUUCGGUCACAGUCACCAAGAAGUCACUCUGAAAAUAAUAGGACAUUAUGCUAUCAUCCACCUAUUUUGCCUAAAGAAACGACAUCUGUUUCAGUCAUGGUUUGUUACAUAAAUAGUCCUAGUGAUUUCUAUCUUCAGUUGAUAGAAAGCCUGGAUUUUUUAUCCUUAUUAAAGACAAUUGAGGAAUUCUAUAAAAGUGAGGAUGGGGAAAAUCUGGAAAUCCUUUGUCCAGUUCAAGAUCAAGCCUGUGUAGCUAAAUUUGAAGAUGGAGUUUGGUAUCGGGCAAAAGUUAUUGGAUUGCCUGGACAUCGGGAAGUUGAAGUUAAAUAUGUAGACUUUGGUAAUACUGCAAAAAUAACUCUUAAAGAAAUGCGUAAAAUCAAGGAUGAGUUUCUAAAGCCCCCAGAGAAGGCAAUUAAAUGUAAGCUGGCCUAUAUUGAACCAUGUAAAAGGAUAAAAAAGUGGCCCCAAAAAGCUAAAGAAAAAUUUGAAGAGAAGACUCAAGACAAAUUUAUGACCUGUUCAAUCAUUAAAAUUUUGGAAGAUAAUGUACUUUUAGUUGAGCUUUUUGAUUCUUCUGAUGUUUCUGAAAUGACUCCUACUAGUAUUAAUGACCAGUUAGUCAAAGAAGGCCUAGCAUCUUAUGAAGUAGGAUAUACCCUGAAAAAUGAUUCUAAAAAGGAUAUUGAAGUGUGGGAUCCUUCUCCAGAAGAAAUUAUUUCUAGUGAAGCAAACAACUUAAAUCCUGUAUCUGCAAAAUCUCUCCCUAAUGAGAAUCUCCAAUCUCUUUAUAAUAAGGAACUGCCUGUGCAUAUCUGUAAUGUAAUAUCUCCUGAGAAGAUUUAUGUUCAGUGGUUAUUCACAGAAAAUUUAUUGCAGAGUUUAGAAGAAAAGAUGGUAGCUGCUUAUGAAAACUCAAAAUGGGAACCCAUUAAAUGGGAAAAUGAUAUGUACUGUGCUGUUAAAAUCCCAGAUAAAAAUCAGUGGCGAAGAGGUCAGAUAAUCAGAAUAAUCACAGACACGUUGGUAGAGGUCUUGCUGUAUGACAUGGGUAUGGAACUAAUAGUGAAUACUAGCUAUCUAAGAGAACUUCAGGAAAACCUAAAGACAUUUGGAAGAUUAUCAAUGGAAUGCUCUCUUGUUGAUAUAAGACCAACUGGUGGGAGUGACAAGUGGACAGCAACAGCUUGUGACUGUCUUUCAUUGUACUUAACUGGAGCAGAAGCGACUAUCAUCUUACAGGAAAACAACACAUUGUGGCCAUUACCUGUGAAAAUUUUCUGUAAAGAUGAGAAAGGAGAGCGUGUUGAUGUUUCUAAGUAUUUGGUUAAGAAAGGUUUGGCUUUGAAAGAAACAAGAAUUAAGUUAGAGAAAAGCCAUCUAUUAUCUAAGAAGUAUUUGCAAUUUCCUCUAGAACAAGAAGGUUCAAUGAUUACUAAAGGAACUAAAAUUAAACUUUACCAUGACAUAAAAGAUACUGUUAAUUUCAGCAAGCACAAAGUUUCUGAAGUUAAAGAGAAAAUUGUAUCAGAAGUUAAAGAGAAAAUCCUCGCGCCAAGAAACACUGGAUGCUAUCAACCACCAAUAAUCCCUAAUAUGAAAGUAUUUGAUGCAACAGUAAGUUGCAUUGGUGAUGAUGGGACUAUAUUUGUAGUACCAAAAUUGUCAGAAUUUGAGCUACUAAAAAUGACGAAUGAUAUUCAGAAUAGUUUGAAAUGCCUGGGUCUUUUGGAGCCCUAUUUCUGGAAAAAGGGAGAAGCCUGUGCAGUAAGAGGAUCAGAUACUAUCUGGUAUCGAGGCAAGGUGAUAGAAGUUGUUGGUGGCACUAUCAGGGUACAAUAUUUAGACCAUGGAUUCACUGAGAAGAUUCCACAGUGUCAUCUGUACCCUAUUUUGCUAUAUCCUGAUACACCCCAGUUUUGUAUUCCUUGUCAGCUCCAUAAAACUGUACCUGUUGGGAAUGUGUGGCAGCCAGAUGCCGUAGAACUUCUACAGGAACUGCUUUCAAAGAGAGAAGUGGAAAUUCAUAUCAUGGAAUUGCCUGAAAAUCCCUGGGGGAAAUUAUCUGUUCAUAUCAAUUUUGAUGGAAUGUCACUUUCUUAUUUUAUGGCAAAUCAUAAACAUUGUACAUUUGAAAAUUCGGAGGAGUUUCCAAAAGAAAAACCAACAAAUUACAAUAAAAAGUAUGAGGAGGAAAGAUGGGAAAUAAAGUCUGAGGAAUUGCUCCUAUCUGAAACAGAGACUCCUAUAUUGCCACCAUAUGUAUCUUCAUCUCUGCCUCCCCCAGAAGAACUCUUUGCUGUUCGGGUUAAGCAUGUCAUCUCACCUAAUGAAAUGUAUAUUUGCCCUGAUUCUGUGGAAAAUUGUAAUAUAUUUAAUCAGCAUAGUAACUCAGAUGUCAAUGCAGAUUAUAAUGGAGUAAACUGGGAAUCUGGGUCUGAGAACCUUAAUGAAGCACUACAAAGACUUAAUAAGAAGGUGGAGACAUUUCCUCCUCUGACAGAUUUUAAACAAGAAAUGCCUUGCCUUGCAGAGUAUGAUGAUGGUAUAUGGUAUAGAGCAAAAAUCAUUUCCAUUAAAGAAUUUAAUCCUCUAACUAUCCUGGUACAAUUUGUUGAUUAUGGAACAACUGGAAAGCUGACAGUAAACAGAUUACGUCAAAUUCCUCUUUGCCUUAUGAAGUAUCCAACCCAAGCCAUAAAGGUUCUCUUGGCAGGGUUUAAACCUCCCUCAAGAGAUUCAGGAAAGUCAAGAAUACCAUAUUGUCCCAAAUGGAGCAUGGAAGCAUUGUGGGCUAUGAUAGAGUGCAUUCAAGGAAAACAACUUUAUGCUUCCUCCAUGGCUCAGGCACCAGAACAAGUAAUCACGUUAUAUGAAGAUGAACAUUAUCCAGUUCAUAUGUCAUUAAUAAAAAUGGGGCUUGCAGAUCAAGAUGACUGA